Molecule: messenger RNA, 837 nt
Organism: Adineta ricciae
Lineage: Eukaryota; Metazoa; Rotifera; Eurotatoria; Adinetida; Adinetidae
Source: the annotation of a GenBank genome assembly
AUGGUCAAAAUAUUUGAUACAAAUAAGAUUUCUUCAUGUGAUAAAUCUGUUCCAUAUGAUAAAGACAAACGAACUCAUCCUCGAAGAUGCGUCGCUUUUUCACGAUUCAAACUAUGUUUUUGUCUUUCUUUAAUUUGUUUACUUUUCGUUCUCAUUGGAAUAAUCAUUCUUAUUGCAAUCGUUUUCUCUUCACAUCGAUCACAAAAAGAAACAGAAUCUACGAUUACAAUAACAGUAACAACUUCGGCAAUGACGACGACAACGACAAGUUUUGUAUUGAAAUCGAAUUGGAUAAUAAAUGGCGAUGGAGAAAUAGGUCCAUGUGAAUCAGGAAAUAAUAUAACAAAUCCAACUGGAUGGUUUUCUAAUGGAACAAUAACACAAGUUUAUUACAACAAUACAUUUGCUGAUCAAUAUUUCACAGAUCCAGGACCAGAUGAUCGUGGCCAGUGUUAUUUUUAUGGCCAAAAACCCUUUUCAACAACUUCUAUGUGGCAGUAUGUGAACAUAACAGAUUCAAUUGAUCCAAGUCUAAUCGAUAAUCAAACAAUUUCAUAUAAUUUCUCCGCGUGGAUUGGUGGUUAUGCAAGUCAAGCUGAUUAUGCUCAAGUUUCACUAACAUUUCUCGAUCAAAAUAAUCAAAAGAUUGGCAGUACAAUUAUCCUAGGUCCAGUAUCAAAUGUCCAACGAUCAAAUCUCACUUCAUUACUUUAUCGACAAAUACAUGGAUUAGUUCCAAACGGUUCUCGUUCGUGUCUUGUUUUAGUGACAAUUACUCGUGUUUAUGGACCAACAGCAGAUGGAGAUAUUGACAAUAUUUCUCUCAAUUUUUCUUAA